Ogataea philodendri is the source of this 1866-nucleotide messenger RNA. RefSeq lists its product as uncharacterized. Bases 1 to 1866 code for a protein of 621 amino acids. The record is from RefSeq and is a predicted model, not a curated record. Gene Ontology annotation, molecular function: ATP binding; hydrolase activity; DNA binding. NCBI's taxonomy places the organism in Eukaryota, Fungi, Ascomycota, Pichiomycetes, Pichiales, Pichiaceae. The transcript has a single exon.
AUGCGGGUGUUUCUACGACGGUUCAGCGUUUCGUUGAGGGUGGCAUCUUUUGCCGAAAAGCUUGCUCUGCGUCCAUAUCAGCAGGAAUGUAUAGAAUCUUGUUUGAAAUCGCUCAAGGAAGACCGAAGAAUAGCCGUUAGCUUGGCAACCGGUGGUGGGAAGACAGUGAUAUUUAGCCAUCUGAUCAGCCAGAUCCCUGACAACCCGGCCACGGGAGGCUCCAAGACUUUGAUUCUGGUUCAUCGCAAAGAGCUCGCUGAACAGGCCGUUGCGGUUUUAACGAGAACACACCCCGAUUACAAGAUAGAAGUUGAUAUGGCCAAUACAAAAGCUACCCACGAGCCAGACGUGGACGUGACUAUUGCUUCUGUUCCCACGUUACAACGGGACUCGCGACUCGAGAAGUACAACCCGGGCGAGUACAAGGCGGUGGUUGUCGACGAAUGCCACCACGGGGUGGCCGACUCGUACAUCAAGAUCUUGAAGUAUUUUGGGUGCGAUCGACCGCACUGCGACGUUGCACUUCUUGGGUUCAGUGCCACUCUGCUUCGCUCGGACGAGAAAUCGCUCGGCCUCAUUUUCGACAAAAUCGCAUACUCAAAGGGUCUUGCAGACCUCAUUGGCGAGGGCUAUCUGUCCGACUUUACAUGGAUCCUGGUUUCUGCGGGCUUUGAGCUAUCCAAGGUGGCUGUUGGCGCAGACGGGGACUAUAAAACAGAUGAUCUAGCCAAAUUCGUCAACACCGAAGAGGUCAACUCGCUGGUUCUCCAAACAUACCAGCACUUUGUUCGCACGCACAACCUCAAAUCUACGCUCUUUUUCUGUGUCGACGUGAACCAUCUUAAAAGUUUGUCUGAGCUGUUCCGUGCGAACGGCCUGAACGCGCAGUAUGUGACAGGCAACUCGUCAAAAUUUGAUAGACAAAAACUGCUCAAGGAGUUCUCCACGGGCGAGCUUCCUAUCCUGAUGAACUGCGGUGUGUUUACAGAAGGAACAGAUAUCCCCAACAUCGACUCUGUCUUCAUGGUCAGGCCCACCAAGUCGACAAUGCUUUUGACUCAGAUGGUCGGCAGAGGACUGCGGUUGCACGGCCUCAAGUCGCGGUGUUACGUGGUGGACUUUGUCGACGCACAUUUGUCUGGAGUCGGCGGGAAGCCAACGCUAUCUGGCAAGAUCGCCAAACGCGAUACUGUCCCGCUAUUUGGCGGGAGAGGUAAGACACAAGAAGAGGAGACACCCGUCCAGGUGGAGGAGAUCAGCUACAUGGAAUAUGAUACCGUUGAUGGGUUCCAACGGUUUUUCGAGAAGUUCAAGGGACCCGAAGAGGAGAAGGAGAACGUGUUCACUACGCUUCUCAAUUCAAAGUACCAGUGGGUCCAGUUGCGGGCGGACGCUUGGGGAAUUGAUUUGGGCAAUAAUGAGUACUUUCAACUCAGAAUCUACCCAAGCGAAACUAAAACUCUCGACCUAACGAGGACCGUACGUGCUGGCAAAAUCAGAUUCCCGCAGUCGUCACGUAUUGCUAGUGCCAACGAGAUAUCUGACUUACUAGACAAGCUGGACCAAUACAUGACAGAUCAUCCAAGAGUAGCAACAAAAUACCGCAGCACGUUUUACAAAGGGCCUAUUUCGGUCAAACAAUACGAGUUCCUCAUGAAGUCCAUCACGGAGCUGGUUCUAAAGAAUGAAAGGAUAGACCCUAAAAAGUUCGAGCCGUUACUCAAUGAACAUCUUCAGGCCAUGUCUAAAAAGGAGGCAGCCAAUUUGAUCUUUGCUUACACAGUUUCCAGGUCUUAUGCUCUUAAAGCGUACAUAUCGCAACGCAUACUGCCAACAAGAGAGUCCAGAAAGUCUGUAUUUUUCUGA